ACAAAUUAUAUCAUAAUACUAUAUAUUAGAACAUGUAAUUUAUCUUAGUUACUUCAACACAAUCUCAUAAUUUAAGGAGAGUUGAGUAAUCUUGAUGGUAUAUUACACUUAAAAAAAAUACCCUUUUAACAAAAGAAAAAGAAUACUACAUUUGGUGGAAACACAACAGUUAAUGUUUGUACCCUAAAAAACAAAAAAAAAAAAAAAGUUUAACCUUUGCCCAACAUGGUUGAAAAAAAAGUAAAAAAGUGAGGUAAGACUAAUAAGGGCAGACAACAAUUAUUCAAAGCAAGAAAAGUUUUAAAAAAUCACAUAAUUGUGUGCGUGUGCCAUACUAUAUGACAUAAUAAUCAUCUAAUAGUCAAAUAAAAACACCAUAACUUUUUUUAUCCCUUAAGUUGAAAUAUUCUGACAAUAUUAUAGGGAUCCUGUUCUGUAUAUACUAUAAUAUAUUUUGUUGCAUGGAUUUUCACAAGGUUAAUUACAAGGCAUUUAUAUAUACAUGUUUUUCAACAAUAAGUGCAAUAUUGCAGUUCAAAUUUCUAAGCUGUGACCUUAUGAAGGCUACUCUCAAGUAUUUAGCAGGCAUUGCUGGUUCAAGUGGUUAUGGUUCUAAAACAACUGCAGAACAAGUCACUCAAGUUUGUUCUGUUUCUUUCUCUUCUCAGCUUACUGCUAUUAUCACUGGUGCAACAUCUGGGAUUGGAGCAGAAACAGCAAGGAUAUUGGCAAAGAGGGGUGUAAGAUUAGUUAUUCCAGCAAGGGAUUUGAAGAAGGCAGCCAUACUAAAGGAAGCCAUAAAAAAACAGAGUCCUUGGGCUGACAUUAUUUUAUUAGAGAUAGAUUUGAGUUCAUUUGCUUCUAUUCAAAGAUUUUGUGCCCAAUUCUUGUCUUUAGGACUGCCUCUUCACAUUCUUAUAAAUAAUGCAGGCAAAUUCUCACAGAAGUUAGAGUUCUCUGAAGACAAAUUUGAGCUCUCAUUUGCAACAAACUACUUAGGUCAUUUUUUAUUGACAGAGAUGCUGCUAGAUAAGAUGGUAGAGACAGCAGAACAGACAGGGAUUGAAGGAAGGAUUGUAAAUGUUAGUUCUGUAGUUCACAACUGGGUAAAAAGAGAUAAGUUUUGCUUCAGCCAAAUGCUUAAUCCUAAAAAAUAUAAUGGUACUCGAGCAUACGCUCAGUCGAAAUUGGCCAACAUUUUACAUGCCAAGGAAUUGUCAAGACAGCUAAAGGCAAGAAAUGCACAUGUAGCUAUCAAUGCUGUACAUCCAGGCAUUGUGAAGACAGGAAUAACAAGGGAUCAUAAGGGCUUUAUCACAGAUUCUCUCUAUUUUAUGGCAUCAAAGCUUCUAAAGUCAACAUCACAGGGUGCAGCAAGUACAUGUUAUGUUGCACUGAAUCCACAAACAAGGGGAAUAAAUGGGAAAUACUUUGCCGAUUGCAAUGAAUGUCACUGCUCAGCUUUAGCUAAUGAUGAAAUUGAAGCUCAUAAACUAUGGAAGCACACUCGUGCUCUAAUUCAUCGAAGAUUUUUUCAAGAGAGAGAAAGAGACCUGUAAAUAUGCACUCUGUUCCAACAUAAUUUGAAUCAAUGAGAAGUUUUGAAUAUAAAAAUGUGAUUGGAAACAAUGUCACGUAAAAUGAAACGGUUGCAGUACUUACUAGUAAAUGCAGAAAAUUCCCUUCUUUUUCGAUGGCCCCAGACAAAUUAUUAUGGACUAUAACAUGCUUUCCCUUUUCUCUUA
This is a messenger RNA of Solanum lycopersicum (tomato), 1745 nucleotides long. RefSeq names its product short-chain dehydrogenase TIC 32 B, chloroplastic-like. The record is from RefSeq and is a predicted model, not a curated record. Lineage: Eukaryota; Viridiplantae; Streptophyta; Magnoliopsida; Solanales; Solanaceae.